Closterium sp. Naga37s-1 is the source of this 384-nucleotide messenger RNA. NCBI's taxonomy places the organism in Eukaryota, Viridiplantae, Streptophyta, Zygnematophyceae, Desmidiales, Closteriaceae. The record is from the annotation of a GenBank genome assembly.
AUGGCGAGCGCCAAUGGCGCGCCCCUCCCUCCGCGCGUGGCGCGCGAGGUGGCGCGGGAGCUGAGGGCGCUGCAGCAGAGCGCGCUGGACGGCAUCCGGGUGACGGUUCACGACGACAGCAUCGCAACCGUCCUUGCUGAGAUCGACGGCCCUGAGGGCACGCCGUACGAGGGCGGCGUGUUCCGCAUGAAGCUGCUGCUCGGGCGCGACUUCCCCAACUCCGCCCCCAAAGGCUUCUUCCUGACGCGCAUUUUCCACCCCAACGUGGCCAAGAGCGGCGAGAUCUGCGUGAGCGUGCUAAAAAAGGACUGGAAGGCCACCCUCGGACUCAAGCACGUGCUGCUGGUGAGCUGGGACAAAAAUAUCUCAUUUGAUUCGGUUUGA